Messenger RNA from Pundamilia nyererei, 4499 nucleotides. RefSeq names its product nfe2 like bZIP transcription factor 1b (gene nfe2l1b). Gene Ontology annotation, biological process: regulation of transcription by RNA polymerase II. Gene Ontology annotation, cellular component: nucleus. The transcript is spliced from 6 exons. Gene Ontology annotation, molecular function: RNA polymerase II cis-regulatory region sequence-specific DNA binding; DNA-binding transcription factor activity, RNA polymerase II-specific. Bases 485 to 2851 code for a protein of 788 amino acids. The record is from RefSeq and is a predicted model, not a curated record. NCBI's taxonomy places the organism in Eukaryota, Metazoa, Chordata, Actinopteri, Cichliformes, Cichlidae.
CGCAUGCUCUGUGUGAAAGCGUGUUUUGGUGUCAAGCGGCGCUGCUAGGCUAGCCGGGCUAGCUAGCAAUUUUGCAAGUCAUGGUGGGCCAUUCAAUGAGGAAAGGCUGGAGAGUGCUGUAUCUGGCAUCACUGUGGAACUUUUAAUGAAAAAGGACUUGUUACUAUUCUAAGCUGACUUUGAGGCAUGAAGGCACACUUGCAAAAUCUUCAUGCGAAUGGGAUGAUGACACUCUUUUGAAGAGCAGAGCUUUGACUUUAAACUGGACUCUCUAAAAAAGUGAAAACCUCAUCUUGGAUCCUAUACAGCUUUUUGACAUAGAUAAUCCUGUUGACAACCCUCCCCUUUUGCUAUAUUUAACUGGUUUUUAUGUUCAUGUAUCUAUCUCAGUCUUUUAGUGGUAGUGGAGAACUAUUGAUCCAAGAAAGUUGGCCCCCUUUUUGUUUUUGUUUUUUACUUUCACCUUUUGUUCCUUUGUAAAGAAAUGCUUUACCUGAAAAAGUACUUCACAGAGGGCCUGAUUCAGUUCACCAUCCUUCUGAGUCUCAUUGGGGUGCGGGUGGACGUUGACACCUACCUAAACAAUCAGCUGCCCCCACUGAGAGAGAUCAUCCUGGGGCCUAGCUCAGCCUACACCCAGACACAGUUUCACAACCUGCGCAACACGCUGGACGGCUAUGGCAUCCAUCCAAAAAGUGUGGACCUCGAUCGUUUCUUCACCACUAGACGACUGCUAAACCAGGUGCGCCAGCUGGAUCGCCUCUUCGUGCCCAGUACAGAGCUCAACACCUGGCUAGUGCAUCGUGACUCUGAUACUGUGGUGUCCGCCAGCAGCCAGUCCAGCCCCACCAUCACCCUGGACAAUGGGGCCGGCCUAGAGGACGUUAACAACCCUGACGCUACCCCGGCCAUGAGGGGAGGAAGUGGAGCGCCUGAAUCCACAUACAGUCUGAACACAGCGGACAGGCCAUUUUUCAAUGGUUGCUCUGUGUUUUUUCAGGACAUUGACUUGAUUGACAUCCUAUGGCGACAGGACAUUGAUCUUGGCGCAGGAAGAGAAGUUUUUAACUACAGCAACCGUCAGAAGGAAAACGAGGAGGAGAAGCCCAGCCCACAGGAGAACAAAGACAGGAAUGAGGAACAAGAAAGCUGGAGAAAUGGCGUGAACUUACAAGGGGCUCCACCAGUGGAUGGAGAGACUGGAGAGAGCAUUCCUGAGCAGCUCCCAGCUCUCGGCACACAGACCUCACUGUCUCUACAAGAAUGCUUGAGGCUGUUGGAGGCCACAUUCCCUUUUGGAGAAGAAACUGAGUUUCCAGCCCCGGUUGUCAGCCCAGAAAUUGCCGUUUCCAAUGAAGAAGUUCCUUCUACAUCUCAGGGCCUCCCUCUGGUGCCACAGCUGCCCUCAGCAGAACCACAGUUAGACCUGGAGCAGCAGUGGCAAGACAUCAUGGCCAUCAUGGAGCUACAAGCAAUGGAAGUGAACAACACUUCUCUCCACACCAAUUCAAGCAGCAUAAGUGCCAUAAGUGGGACAACUGAGUCAAGCACUGCGGGAAACUUUGAAUUGUCUACUCGCUCGACACCAAUAAACCAGGAUGUCAGCCUUCAUCAGGCUUCCCUCCCCAGCUGCAGCCAAGACUUCCCCCAGAUUUUUAACCCUCAGCUGGACUCGGCAAGCAUUGCCCCAAGAACCGCCACACUUAGACCCUCCUCCAGCAACUCCACUAACAUCAACUCCACAUUCGGAGCCACCAACCUAACUGGGAUCUUUCUCCCGCCACACGUGAACAGUUCCAGUAACAACGUUACUUCCACCCCUGUCCUCCCCGAUCCUUUCAGCACCCUGCUGGAGGAGUCGAUGCUUGACGAAAUCAGCCUGUUGGACCUCGCCAUGGAGGAGGGCUUCAGUCAGGCCCAGGCGUCCCAGUUGGAGGAUGAGCUUGACUCAGAUUCUGGUCUUUCCCUGGACUCCAGCCACAGCCCGGCCUCCCCAAGCAGCUCAGAAACCUCCUGCUCAUCUGCAGCUUCCUCCUCUUCAACGUCUGCCACUUUCUCGGAGGAAGGAGCUGUGGGCUACAGCACUGACUCUGAGGUGGCCACUGUAGAGACAGAGGAAGGAGCUGUUGGAGGUUACCAGCCUGAAUAUAGCAAGCUCUGCCGUAUGAGCUAUCAGGACCCCUCCCAGUUCCACACUCUCCCUCAACUUGACAGCAUCAGCCAUAAUCAUACCUACAACCUGCCGCUUUCCUCUGCCUUCUCUGAGCACCCAGAGCUCCCCAUUUCGGUCGGGAAGAAGACUGUCCGUGACAAACAAAACUCAAAGCCUCAGCCUCCUCAGGACCUGCUCGACAAGCACUCAAGCCGCGACGAGCGCAGAGCCCGGGCCAUGAAAAUCCCCUUCUCCAACGAAAAGAUCAUCAACUUGCCCGUGGAAGAGUUCAACGAGCUGCUAGCCAAGCACCACCUGAGCGAAGCCCAGCUGGCCCUCAUCCGUGACAUCCGCAGGCGCGGGAAGAACAAGAUGGCAGCCCAGAACUGCCGCAAACGCAAGCUGGACACCAUCAUAAAGCUGGAGCAGGGCGUCCAAGAUCUGAGGCGCGACAAGGCCCGCCUGCUGAAGGAGAAGAUGGAAUUCAUUCGCUCCAUCCGGCAAAUGAAGCAGAAGAUGCAAAGCUUGUACCAAGAGGUGUUCACUCAGUUGCGGGACGAGGAGGGCCGGCCCUAUCCUCCCAGCGAGUACUCGCUGCAGUACAGCGCCGACGGCAGCGUGCUCAUCAUGCCCCGCGGCGUGACGACCGCCGAGCAGAACCGAAAGCCAGAGAAAAAACAGAAGGACAAAAAGAAGUGAGGGAGCACAAACUGCUGUUUAUUCUAUAACUUUGCUAAGUCAGUAAGAAAGAUUUCUGCAGACACGAGAGAGAUGUCCUUAUUUCCUUUAAGAAGAUUGUGGUGAGUAGAAAAAUGGCAUUGUUGACUACUCUUCCUGCAUUAGUUUCUCCCGUUUCAUUCUGUUCCUACAAUUUUUGUUCCUGGAAACAACUUUGACGCAGAAGUAGCUCUUCGUUCAAGUACUGAGAUUUAAUUAUUUAGACGAGGAGAAGGGGGAUAUAAAAGGACAUAAAACGAGCUAUUAGGAAGAAGAAAAAAAAAUUAGCUGCUCUUGAUCCUUUUGCACCAAACCACUAAGGAUGGAGGAGUUUCGCAGGGUGAAAGAAGGGACUGGGGGAGUACAAGAACACUGUCGAGGAUGUUUGGAAUACCUAUGCACCGAAGGUUUUAAAGGACUAUCAGAUCACAUCCCACCCUGGAGACUUUUGGUGAUUUUCAUAGUCACUGAGGCUUUUAAGUUGCAAAGAAAUGCAUCGAUGGUUGUGAGUUUAGAUACCAAAGGCCAAAAGGAAGUCCAUUAUUUUAGGAUGCCAAUUAACACCUAUACUAACCAAAGGUUGUAUUUGGUGCACAUCACAUGAUCUGUAUACAUCUUAAAUGCUCCAACACUGCACUCUAAUUCUGUAGGUUCCAGUUUUUGAGUCAGGUGGCAUCUAAGUUUAGAAGGCCAUAAAUAGAUCGGGUUUGAUGUGUGGAAGGUGGAUGUUGAGAUGAGAGGAGUGGGAGGCUGAGAGCAUUCUUGCGCUGGUCACUGCUGAAAGAGGCCUGGAGGUGAAGUCUUUGAAGGGGAGCAGAUUUAGGGAGGAGGCACGCUGCAUUGCAAAAUGUAUCGACUUCCUUAUAAAUUAUACAUAGCACUGUAAUUUGUCUUUAAAAGGCUUGGCUGUAUGCAUUUUGCCGUGUCUGUCGCUAUUCCUUCGCUGCAGGAUUAAAUACGGGAGCUGCGUUUAGGAAGGCUCUUAUUAACUGUUCAUAAUCUGUAGUAUAAGCAAGGUUAUAGGUCUAGCCACAUCAGCUUUACAUAGACGCCUACACCCUUUUUGUUGAAUUCUAAAUUCUGAGCCUGUAAUUAAAGGAAGAAUUCAAGAUAACGGUGAUGGGCCAGGAGCUCCAGAGAGUAGUGCAUUAUUAAAACCAACUCCAGGCAGUCUUGAGUCAAAGUCAUUCAGUUUUCUUGGAUGCCCCAUUUUUAGCAUUAACAGAAGGCAGGCUCAGUUGACGCUGGGGUGUAGCAACUUCCCUUUCAAGUAACAUACGCGCCAAAUGUUAAAUACAACAGUGUAUUAGGGCCGGUUAAGGGCGAAAACAAUUUAAAAAGCUUGGCGAAGCUGAGGUGAAGGCCUGAGACAAAAGAAUAGAGAUUUUUGUUGCUGUUGUUGUUGUUGUUUGUUUGUUUUCUCAGAAUUGUUUUGCUUUAACCUCAAAUUGAGGAGAAAAAACCUGUUUAUUAUUUCAAAACCAGAAACAAGAAACAAACUGGCAAAUUUAUGGGAAGAAGACCUGAAAAAUUUAAGAGAAAAAUAAUUAGGAGAAUAUUUACAGUCGAAAGAGAUAUUUUAGGAAAACAAAACAGGCAAAUUCAUGAGGAAAAAAAUGGAAAUUUACAU